This is a messenger RNA of Vigna unguiculata (cowpea), 1017 nucleotides long. Its product is annotated as protein LURP-one-related 15-like. The record is from RefSeq and is a predicted model, not a curated record. NCBI's taxonomy places the organism in Eukaryota, Viridiplantae, Streptophyta, Magnoliopsida, Fabales, Fabaceae.
AAGUGUUUCAUCUUUCAAUUUCUAACAAGAACUAGUCUUCUUCUAAGGGAUCCUUCCACUUAAUCAUUAUAUAUCUUCCUUUAAAUUUCCUUUUCAAACUUGCUCAUUGACCACUUCAUAUCUUUUGUCGCAGAUCAUGUUUGUUAUAAUAUAUAUCUAAAGUAUCAAUCAAAGAACACACAUGUACCCCCCACAAGCCAAAGUGCAAUAAACUUUCACAAGAUAUUGAAAGGUCAAAAUCUACAUCCAUCAACUUCUUGAUAAUCUUUCAAAGUUGAAAUCAUGCAAAAUCAACAACAAGGUAUCAUCAACCCUAAGUAUUGUGCUCCACAUAAUGUUGACCUAGCAAUCGUGAGAAAGGUAUUAACGUUAGCUGAUAGUUUUUCCGUCACCGACGUUAAUGGCAAAAUGAUCUUCAACCUAAGUUCCUCUCUCAUGACCCGCCAGGACCACCGUGUCUUGCUUGACGCCGCCGGCGAACCCGUCGUCACACUACGCCGGAAGAUGACGACAACUCAUGAUCGGUGGCAAGUUUUUCGAGGUGAAAGCAUGGAGAUGAAAGAUUUGAUCUUUAGCGUAAAGAGAUCGUCGUUUUUUCAGUUAAAGACAAAAUUGGAUGUGUUCUUAGCGAACAAUACUAAAGAACAAGUUUGUGACUUUAAGGUAAAAGGAAGCUGGUUCGAGCGAUCUUGUGUUGUUAAUGCUGGUGAAUCUCUAACCAUUGUUGCCCAGAUGCAUAAGAAGCACACUGCUCAAAGCAUUGCGUUUGGGAAAGAUAAUUUCAUGGUUACAGUGUAUCCAAACACUGACUAUGCAUUCAUAGUGGCACUGAUUCUGAUUCUGGACGAAAUUAACCAAGACAAGAGACAAUCUUAGAAUUGAUUAUUAAUGUUCAGAUUUUUGGGUUCUCUAGUUUUCAUCAAAAUGUUCAUUCAAGACAAAAAUUGUGACAUAAGAAGAGUAGUCUCAAUUCCUUGCCGUCCUGUAUUUGCUUUUAAUAUAUUCGUAUUUCUAUUA